AUGUCGUCUUCUGUCUCAACGGUCCCUUUUGCGGAUCCCCUUUGGCUCAAUCGCUACUACACUCCAUAUUAUAACCAGUCGCAUCGCCGGCUGCAAACGGAAGUCCGCGAGUAUGUUGAUACUCACAUCGCGCCAUUUUGCGAAGAAUGGGAGAAACAGGGCUUUGUACCCCCAGAGGUUCAAAGGCGUCACGCCGAGCUAGGAUAUACAGCUGUCGCAUCCUUCCCUUUGGCGGCAGAUUACCUGAACGGCCAGCGACUCCCAGGCGACGUCAACCCCAGAGAGUGGGAUGGCUUCCAUGACCUCGUUGUAAUUGAUGAGUUGGCUCGUUGUGGAUACUUGGGAAUUAUCUGGGCACUUGGAUGUGGAAACUCGAUUGGAGGGCCGCCCGUUAUCAACUUUGGGAACGCAGAGCAGAAACAACGAUUCCUACCUGAUAUGUUGAGCGGAAAAGUCAAGUUCUGCUUGGGAGUGACAGAGCCAGAUGCUGGAUCCGAUGUCGCUGGCAUUACCACAACUGCCGAGAGAAAGGGUGAUGUGUAUAUCGUCAAUGGUGCUAAGAAGUGGAUCACGAAUGGCAUCUUCGCAGAUUACUGUACUGCAGCUGUCCGUACUGGUGGAGAAGGCACACAGGGCAUCUCGGCCUUGGUCAUUCCAAUGAAAGCUCCCGGUGUGACAUGCAGGAAGAUUGAGAACUCGGGUGUUCACGCAAGUGGGUCGACUUACAUCGAAUUUGACCAAGUCGAGGUUCCAGUGGCCAAUUUACUUGGUGUCGAGAACAAGGGCUUCCCGGUUAUCAUGAACAACUUCAACCACGAGCGCCUUUGGCUAGCAUGCACGUCCCUUCGUAUGGCCCGUGUAUGCGCAGAAGAUUCCUACAAGCACGCCAUUUCUCGUGAGACCUUCGGCAAAAAACUUAUCGAGAACCAAGUUAUUAGAUCGAAGUUCAGCGCCAUGGCUCGUAGUCUGGAUUCCACUUAUGCGUGGAUGGAGCAGCUUGUCUACAUAUCCGAGGAAGCAAAGCGAAACGGCUCCGACGCUGGAAUGGGAGGAUUGUUCGCGAACCUCAAGGUCCUUGCGGGGCAGACCUUGGAAAGGGUCAAUCGGGAAGCGCAGCAAGUUAUGGGUGGACUUGGAUACUCGAAGAAUGGACGCGGUGCGAGGAUCGAGCAAAUUAGCCGCGACGUUCGUGUCAUGGUUGUGGGUGGCGGUAGCGAAGAGAUUCUUUCUGAGCUAGCGGUCAACCAGGAGACUAAGGUGAUGAAGAAUCUGCAAAGCAAGCUCUAG
This is a messenger RNA of Penicillium cataractarum, 1287 nucleotides long. RefSeq names its product acyl-CoA dehydrogenase family protein. The record is from RefSeq and is a predicted model, not a curated record. NCBI's taxonomy places the organism in Eukaryota, Fungi, Ascomycota, Eurotiomycetes, Eurotiales, Aspergillaceae. Bases 1 to 1287 code for a protein of 428 amino acids. Gene Ontology annotation, molecular function: acyl-CoA dehydrogenase activity; flavin adenine dinucleotide binding. The transcript has 5 exons.